Batrachochytrium dendrobatidis JAM81 is the source of this 2034-nucleotide messenger RNA. RefSeq lists its product as uncharacterized. The transcript has 7 exons. Gene Ontology annotation, cellular component: nucleus; MCM complex. NCBI's taxonomy places the organism in Eukaryota, Fungi, Chytridiomycota, Chytridiomycetes, Rhizophydiales. The coding region runs from base 1 to 2034 and encodes 677 amino acids. Gene Ontology annotation, molecular function: single-stranded DNA binding; ATP binding; ATP hydrolysis activity. Gene Ontology annotation, biological process: double-strand break repair via homologous recombination. The record is from RefSeq and is a predicted model, not a curated record.
AUGCUUAGUGGGAUUGAAGCCAUAGAAGGCACUGGACAUACACAACGAAUCAACCAUGCUAGAGUGCCUGACAUUUUAGAACAAUUGGCUGCAGACUUGGAAACGCUUCACAAGGAUGAAAUAAUCGAUAUAAUGGCUCAAGCAGAUCCUUUAGCCAACUUUUCUCUGGAACUUAGCUUACUUGAUUAUAUUGAGCUCAAUGGAUUUCUUAGCUCAUUGUUAGUAAGAGAGCCUACCCAAAUGCUGCCUAUUCUCGAUCGAUCACUUAUACUGGCACAACAGCAUAUCAAAUCCACCAGCCAGAUUGCUCAGCACUUGUCAAUAAAACGCAACUGCCACGUUCGUAUUACUCGUCCCAAUGACUGUGAGGAAAUUGUGCGAUCUAGAGUGCCUCGAUGUGCUGAUGUGGGCCGAUUGGUCUUUUUCAAAGGCACUGUAAUUCGUACAGGCAUGGUCAAGAUGCUUGAAACAUGCAAAACAUGGACUUGUAUGAAUGGAUGUGGCAAAACUUUUUUGGUCAAAUAUGAUCGUGAGCAGCAUAAUGCAAUACCCAAACCUACUAGAUGUUUUGCUCUAUCAAACACCACUGAAAAAUGUCAAGAUGAUCUUUCAAAUAUAUGCAAAGACUAUCAGGAGAUCAAGGUGCAGGAACAAGUCACUAAACUUGCCAUGGGUACAAUCCCUAGAUCCAUUGCGGUCAUUCUUGAAGAUGAUCUUGUGGAUGAAUGUAAAGCUGGCGAUGAUAUAUGGGUUACAGGAACAGUGAUUCGUAGAUGGGCAUCUUUAUCUCCGAAUGAGCGCUGCGACAUUGAAAUUGCAAUGCAUGCCAAUAACAUUCGCCUCAACAACCAAACUUUUACAAAUGCGCUACUGACUGACGAAACCAAGAUGUGGUUUGAAAAGUUUUGGGAUAAAUACAAAGAGUCUCCACUUACAGGCAGAAACCUAAUUAUCCAAAGCUUUUGUCCCAAAGUAUUUGGACUAUACGUAGUAAAAGUUGCUGUAAUGCUAUUGCUUGUUGGUGGAGUGCCAAAAUAUGAAAAUGGACUUAAAAUCCGCGGCGACUCGCACAUUCUGCUCGUUGGAGAUCCAGGUACAGGAAAAUCACAGUUUCUUCGAUAUGCGGCCCAGUUAAGCCCACGAUCUGUAUUCACCACUGGUAUUGGAUCAACUAGUGCUGGCCUAACUGUAUCUGCGAAUCGUGAUUCAGGAGAAUGGCAGCUUGAGGCUGGCGCAUUAGUGCUUGCUGAUCGUGGCCUAUGUUGUAUUGACGAAUUUGGUGGUAUUCGUGAAAACGACAAGGCCGCAAUCCAUGAGGCCAUGGAACAACAGACUAUUAGCGUAGCCAAGGCUGGUCUUGUAUGCAAACUUAAUACUCGAUGCUCGAUAUUGGCUAGCACAAAUCCAAAGGGAAAAUACGAUCCAAAACAAGGAGUCGAAGUCAAUAUUGCAUUAGCAAGCCCUCUUCUUUCCCGAUUUGAUCUUAUUCUUCUUCUUCUCGACACACAAAAUCCCGAAUGGGACAAAGUAGUAUCUUCGUUUAUCCUUGAUACUGAAAUAUCAGGUAAACCUCCAGUAGAAGCUGUUGGGGAUUUAUGGGACCACGAAUGCCUUCAAUCUUAUAUAUGCUACAUCAAAGAAACAUACAUGCCAAAACUCACUCCAGAAGCAAACGAUGUAUUAAAAAAGUACUAUCAGUUGCAAAGAGGAGGGGAUUUGCAGAAUUCAGCGAGAACGACCAUUCGACUGCUUGAAAGCUUAAUUCGAUUAGCUCAGGCACAUGCUAGAUUAAUGUGCCGGCACGAUGUUAGGGUCAUGGAUGCUAUUAUAGCUGUAAGCAUUGUCGAGGCCUCAAUACAUUCCAUGGCACUACUUGGAUCUACUUCGACACUCCACGCUCCAUUUCCAACUGACCCAGAACAAGAUUAUGCUAGAAUAGAGGGUAUUAUUAUGGAUCGAUUGGGACUUGCUAGGUCACCAACAUACUCGCCCACACCCAAUCUGCCAAGUUCACAAUCACCCAUAUCGCCCUAA